Spathaspora passalidarum NRRL Y-27907 is the source of this 1003-nucleotide messenger RNA. RefSeq names its product Mia40p (gene MIA40). Bases 16 to 942 code for a protein of 308 amino acids. Lineage: Eukaryota; Fungi; Ascomycota; Pichiomycetes; Serinales; Debaryomycetaceae. Gene Ontology annotation, cellular component: mitochondrial intermembrane space. The record is from RefSeq and is a predicted model, not a curated record. Gene Ontology annotation, molecular function: protein-disulfide reductase activity. Gene Ontology annotation, biological process: protein import into mitochondrial intermembrane space. The transcript has a single exon.
AAGAUUAGACAAAUCAUGUAUAGAUAUAUCGCUAGAUCCUCAAUCCGUCCAGCCAGAUCCACCCUCCGUGGAGUCAGACACUACAGCACCCCUAAGCCAACCACCAGUUCCAACCCGGGAUUGGCCGUCGGUGGGGUCUUCAUUGCUGCCGGGUUGGUCUACGCCUUUUGGUCGUCCAGCAACGGGAACAAGACCGAAUCAACCUUUUCCAAGAUCAAGGACACUUUCCAACCAGAAAAGUUUGAGUCCAAGCUCUCUGUGCAUAGGAACAAGGAUGCCGAGAAGGAAGUCAAGCAAGAAGUCGAAGAAGCCAAGGAUGAGCAAGCUGUUGCUGCUGAAUUCACUGAAGCUAAGCAAGAAGUCCAAUCUGAACCAGAAACUCCAGAAACCACUCCUGAACCAACCCCAGAAGCUAGUCCUGAACCUGAAGUUGCUGCCGAAGCUGCUGCUCAAACUCCAGCCGAAUCUACUGAAGCUCCAGUAGAUACUCCUACUGAAGCUGAAGCUUCUACUCCUGCUGAAACCUCCACCCCAGCUGAAAUCGUUGAAGCUUCGGAAGGCGAACACCAAGAAGGAGAAGCCGCAUUCAACCCGGAAACCGGGGAAAUCAACUGGGACUGUCCAUGUUUAGGAGGUAUGGCCCACGGUCCAUGUGGUGAAGAAUUCAAGGAAGCCUUUUCUUGUUUUGUGUUUUCCGAAACCGAACCAAAGGGUAUUGACUGUAUCAAGAAGUUCGAAACCAUGAGAUCCUGUUUCAAGAAGUAUCCUGAACAUUACAAGGAUGAAUUGUACGAAGAAUCCGAAGAAAGAGAUGUUCAAGCUGUUGAAGCCAAUGUUAUUGAAAGCGUUGAACCUGCCGUUGAAGAAAUCACCGCUGCCACCACCGCUGCCACCACCGCUGCUGCCGCCACCACUUCCUCCUCCGCUUCCGCUUCUGAAUAAGCAUGUACAAUCAUAUAGAACAUCUUACAUCUGUAUAUAAAACAAUCAAGUCUAUUCUAUC